Messenger RNA from Syngnathus acus (greater pipefish), 2196 nucleotides. It is a transcript of the gene naif1, whose product is annotated as nuclear apoptosis inducing factor 1. The coding region runs from base 167 to 1213 and encodes 348 amino acids. The transcript is spliced from 3 exons. The record is from RefSeq and is a predicted model, not a curated record. Lineage: Eukaryota; Metazoa; Chordata; Actinopteri; Syngnathiformes; Syngnathidae. Gene Ontology annotation, cellular component: nucleus.
UCCAACCAAUGGAAUCGUGAGGGGGCGGGAUUCAUGGGCUAGCUAACGUACGCUCGUUAGUAGGAAGAAGAAGCCGAUUCUGGAAGCCAUUACGUUGCGCAUAUCAAUUGAGUACUAUUUUUGCGUAUAGUACGCAAACUACUCCAAACUCUGACUUUAUGCAAUUAUGGUCUCGGUCGCAAAAAAGAGAAAAAUGAAUUUCUCGGAGAGAGAGGUUGAAAUUAUUGUGGAAGAAAUAGAGAAACAAAAGCACACAUUGGUUAACCACUUCAAUGCUGGAGUCUCCCACAUGGCAAAGAACAACGCAUGGUUGGAGAUCCUCAGAAAGGUGAACGCUGUCACAACAUGUCCGAGAGAGUUGCCUGAGGUCAAGAAAAAGUGGUCCGAUAUGAAGACGGAGGUUCGAAGAAAAGUGGCGCAGGCGCGGGCUGCGAUAGAAGGCACGUCCACCGACUGCACUCCCGUUCCCGUCCUUCUCACUGCCAUGCAGCAGAGGAUCUGUAACCUCCUUGGAGAAGCCACCAUCAUCAGUUUACCUGCAGGAGACUCGGAUGCUGAGAUCACUUUGCCUGUCACGGCAAACUCCACCACCGUCACACUCACAGAGCCUCUCCCAGCAGUUUCAGUAACUGUUUGUCAUGAAGCAAAAACACUGAAUGCUGAAACAGCUUACCAUGCAUUAGAAGACGGAGGCGUAGUGGAGUACUGCACCACAACCGUAACCGAUUCAACCCCUGCUGUGGUUGCAACGGUUGAGGGUCCAGUGGAGGUGUUGGCAUCAUCCUCAGCUUCCUCGCCACCGCCACCUCAGGCUCAUUCUAAACCCCAAGAGCUGAAGAGCCGCAUUGCCCUCAACUCAGCUCGUCUUCUACAGGAGCAGAGAGUCACCAAUGUCCAUAUCCGACAGAUUGCCCAGCACCUGGAGGGUCAGAACCAGUUGCUACAGAUGAUGCGUCACUCUCAGGAGGCCCAGGCAUUUGCACAGGAGCGCCAAGCCCAGGCCUUGGAAGGAACUCAAGCUGCACUGCUGGCACUGGUGCAGAUGCUCAGGCCAACUCUAAAGGACCUCCGCAAAUUCCUACAGAGUGGGACUGAGGUCACAAACUUGCACAGCGCAGCAGCAGGAGUGACACCUGAUGGGGCAUUAAUAGAGGAACAGAGCAAGCCAGCGACACCACCACCUGCUCCCCAGCACACAGAGGAAACACAAUAGAAUCCUUAAUUUGGUUGGCACCAUAAAACUGACUCCACAUUUUCCUGAGAAAUCCCUGCACAUAGAUUUCAACAAGCCUUGAAAACAUUUUAUAAGUUGCCUUAGGAAGCGCAUAUGUAUGAUUUUAGCUUUGCAUUAACAUCAGGGGGGUUCAGAAAGCAGGUUCAACAUACUCUGAGUCCAUCCCUGAACUCUGCGUUGACUUACUCUGCGAUGGGAGACUCUGGGUAUUCGGUUCCAGAAAGGCUGAUCUGAGUUAGUUCAAUCAACUCUGAGUAUGUUCACCUGGAGUUACACGCGUGCACAACUCCUAUAAAAAGCCAUUAUCAAUCAAGCCCCGAUACCACGAGUCACCAUGACAACUGAGGAAAAACAUCACCUUAUUUUACUUUAUUGGUCCUUAUGCAGGCCUACGGCGAGUGUGAACGUAUUUUCUUGCCGCAAAUCUAGUACGGCUGCAGCAGCGAAGAAGAGAAAGACGUCAUGGGAGGAAAUUGCUGCUCGAUGCGCAAGUUUGAAUGUACUAUUUCAUUGAUGUAACAUCUAACCAUAACAUUGUAGCAUAGCCUAUAGUUAUGAAUUAAAGUAGGAAUGAAAUCUCAUUUUUAUUUAGGUGCAAUUCAACAGGAGAAAGAAAUGACUUGGAAGUGGCUCAAAAUAAAACAUGAAAACAUUAGUCAAAAAGGUAAGGUAUGUUUUGCUAGGCUGUGAUUGCACCUCACUUUGAUUUUAAUUUUAUUAUUUUAAAUGGACUCACACUACUAAACAAGGUCAGUAUUAAUUUAAACUAAAAUAUUAAUUCAGUGGCUACUUCAAAUAUUUUAACCCCCAAACAAAAUGUUUUCCAACGUCCUGAGUUAAUUCUACACUUUGUGGAAUAAUACUUGACACAAAUGCAGUUAUGUUUUAUACCUAUUAUAGUCAUUUAAAAUGUGACGCUGUAGCCUAUACCAACACUCAUUAAAAUACUAUUUUAAAACAAA